CUCCUGUAGGCUGUAGGGGGGGGAGGGGUCCGAAGCAGCAGUUUGCUAUAUAUUGAGCCGUUUGUCUGCAGACACACUACUGAUCACCUCGCUGCACACACAAACACGCACUGGUCCUGCCGUCACGUUAUCAACAUGGACCUAAAGAUAGAGUUUGACAAUUAUGACUAUUCUGACAACGGUACUGACAACAUCUCAGAGCAGUCUGGAGAAUUUUACCAGGACAACUACCAGGAGUCGUGCGGCAGAGCGCUCAGCAGCGACUUCAACAAGAUCUUCCACCCGACAGUUUACGGGAUUAUAUUUGUUCUGGGAAUCUUUGGCAAUGGAUUAGUCGUCGUCGUCAUGGGCUACCAGAAAAAGGUCAAAACGAUGACGGACAAGUACCGGCUCCACCUCUCUGUGGCUGACCUCCUGCUCGUCCUCACGCUGCCCUUCUGGGCUGUGGACGCGGCCAGCAACUGGUACUUUGGAGGCUUCCUCUGUGUGUCCGUGCACGUGAUCUACACCUUGAACCUGUACAGCAGCGUGCUCAUCCUGGCCUUCAUCAGUCUGGACAGAUACUUGGCAGUUGUGCGGGCAACAAACAGCCAAGCCACGAGGAAGCUGCUUGCCAGCAAGGUGAUCUACGUGGGUGUGUGGCUGCCUGCAGCUGUGCUGACUGUACCUGACCUGGUGUUUGCCAGGGUGCAAGACAGCAGGUCUUCAAGCUACAAUCUAGAUCAACAUGAAAGCCUGGGGACGGCAGACUCAAGGAUCGUCUGCCAGCGCUUCUUCCCGUAUGAAAGCCAAGUCAUAUGGACAGCCAUUUUCCACUUCCAGCACAUCCUGGUGGGCUUCGUACUGCCCGGUUUUGUCAUCCUCAUCUGCUACUGCAUCAUCAUCGCCAAGCUGUCGAAAGGCUCCAAGGGUCAGGCUCUGAAGAAGAAGGCGCUGAAGACCACGGUCAUCCUCAUCCUCUGUUUCUUCUUCUGCUGGCUUCCCUACUGCGUGGGCAUCUUUGUGGACACCCUGAUGCUGCUGAACGUGUUCUCUGCCUCGUGUGAACUGCAGCACGGGGUGGAGAAGUGGCUUUCUAUCACAGAGGCGCUGGCUUAUUUCCACUGCUGCCUGAACCCCAUCCUCUACGCUUUCCUGGGAGUUAAGUUCAAGAAAUCAGCCCGGAAUGCGCUGACAGCCAGCAGCAGAUCGAGUCAGAAAGCGACUCUCAUGACAAAAAAGCGUGGGCCAAUUUCAUCCGUGUCUACUGAGUCCGAGUCCUCAAGUGUUUUGUCAAGUUAACAAACAGUCAAACUCUGUGACUUGAUACUCUCAGGAGAGAAACUAAGCUUCAAUUUUCAAAGAACUUACUACAUUUUGUACAGAUGUAAAAAGAAAGAAAGAAGAGUUUUUAUACUUUUUGAUUUGUUCGCCUUGUUUGCUGCAAUUGUGGUUUUUAUUGUAAUGUGUGCAACUUUUAUGCUCCUCAAAUCAGAUUGUGUCCUCAGGCAGUGCCUCAUUCAGCUUUACAAUUUUCCCCUGUUUUCAUCUUUACAAUCUGUGCUGCUGUUUCAAAAGCUCAGGCAAAACAACGCCCUGUUCUGUUUUUCAUGGAUGGGAGCUGCUCUCGGAAACCUGUACAUAUAGUUUGUAGCAUUUGUGUGUGUUCGCACUUAAGUUGUGUGAUUCUCUGAAAAGCUAUUAUUUAUUGUUGUCACUCACACUGGACGUUUUGUAAAAGAAACUGCAUGCUGCUUUUUUUAAAAUAUUUCGAAUUUGUUGUUUUUGUAAUGUAAAAAAUAAAAAAAUCUUCUCAUAA
This is a messenger RNA of Sebastes umbrosus (honeycomb rockfish), 1798 nucleotides long. RefSeq names its product C-X-C chemokine receptor type 4-like. Gene Ontology annotation, molecular function: chemokine receptor activity. Bases 136 to 1281 code for a protein of 381 amino acids. Gene Ontology annotation, cellular component: membrane. Lineage: Eukaryota; Metazoa; Chordata; Actinopteri; Perciformes; Sebastidae. Gene Ontology annotation, biological process: brain development; G protein-coupled receptor signaling pathway; neurogenesis. The record is from RefSeq and is a predicted model, not a curated record. The transcript is spliced from 2 exons.